Messenger RNA from Rhodamnia argentea, 2463 nucleotides. Its product is annotated as soluble starch synthase 1, chloroplastic/amyloplastic. Bases 113 to 2101 code for a protein of 662 amino acids. Lineage: Eukaryota; Viridiplantae; Streptophyta; Magnoliopsida; Myrtales; Myrtaceae. Gene Ontology annotation, cellular component: chloroplast. Gene Ontology annotation, molecular function: alpha-1,4-glucan glucosyltransferase (UDP-glucose donor) activity. The record is from RefSeq and is a predicted model, not a curated record. The transcript has 15 exons.
UGCACUGCCUUAUCUCUCUCUUCGGUUCCCAUUCCCAAGCGAUCUCUCGCGCUCCCUCUCGCUUCUUCUUUCGCCAGCUCGCGGUCUUCGCCUCUCCGGCUGAGACCUCUCGAUGGAGACUCUGCACUUCGCUCGGGUGAUUCCAUGUAGAACGUCGCCCGCACGUUCAGUGCGAGCUGGCGCUAGCGUCUCCGGAGCGACCGGGCAACCGCGUUUCUUCUCAUGCUGGAGAAAGAGUGCUGGAGCCGGCUGUGUUGUGUCGAGGAGAUUGGCGAGCGGUGAACGCGACAGUGGCUUCGGUGGCUCGCUGUCGAAGGACGAGUUCGCUGUAGAAGAUGGAGAGCAGAAAUCUGAGGGUGGGGGUGGUGGUGGUGGUGGUGGUGAUGGUGGGCUGGUGUUAGGUGCAGAGAGGGAUGCCUCUGGCUCUGUUGUCGGGUUCAACCUCAUUCCUCAGACACGACCCGAUUACAUGGAAGUUGCUACUGCUGAGGGAGACAAAAGCACUGAUGAGAUAAAAGAGACUGGGGAAACAGAAGGCGAAGAGGAAACCCAAACCAAAGUAUCUUACAAUAUCGUUUUUGUGACUGCUGAAGCAGCUCCUUACUCUAAGACAGGGGGCUUGGGAGAUGUAUGUGGUUCAUUACCAAUAGCCCUGGCAGCUCGGGGACACCGUGUUAUGGUUGUCUCUCCCAGGUAUCUAAAUGGAACUGUUGCAGAUGAAAGAUAUGCUGGUGCUCUCGAUUUGGACUGCUGCAUUAAAAUCUAUUGUUUUGAUGGAGUUCAAGAGGUUUCCUUCUUCCACGAGUACAGAAAAGGUGUUGACUGGGUAUUCGUGGAUCACCCAGCGUACCACCGUCCUGGAAAUCCAUAUGGAGAUAGCUAUGGUGCUUUUGGCGAUAACCAGUUUCGGUUCACUUUACUUUGCCAUGCAGCAUGUGAAGCCCCAAUAGUUCUUCCCCUGGGUGGUCUCACAUAUGGGGAAAACUGUCUGUUUCUAGUCAACGACUGGCAUGCCAGCCUUGUGCCGGUACUCUUGGCAGCCAAAUACCAUCCAUUUGGAGUUUAUAAGGAUGCCCGCAGUGUUCUCAUAAUCCAUAACAUUGCACAUCAGGGUGUGGAAGCUGCAGUGACGUAUAAGAAUCUGGGACUCCCUCCUCAAUGGUAUAAAGCACUUGAAUGGGUGUUUCCUACAUGGGCAAGAACGCAUGCUCUUGAUACUGGGGAAGCUGUCAACAUGUUAAAGGGUGCGAUUGUGACAGCUGAUCGUAUACUUACAGUUAGCAAGGGUUAUUCCUGGGAGAUAACAACCUUUGAAGGUGGAUAUGGUCUCAAUGAAUUGUUAAGCAGUCGAAAAUUUGUUCUAAGUGGUAUUACCAAUGGCAUUGAUAUUACUGAGUGGGAUCCUUCCACGGAUGAGCAUCUUGCUUCCCAUUACUCUGUCAGUGAUCUUUCUGGAAAGGUGCAAUGCAAGAUAGCUUUGCAGAAAGAACUUGGUCUUCCUAUUUUGCCAAACUGCCCAAUGAUUGGGUUUAUCGGUAGACUGGACUACCAGAAAGGGAUUGACCUAAUUGCUUCAGCAAUUCCAGAGCUUAUGGAAGAUGAUAUCCAAUUCGUUAUGCUUGGGUCUGGAGAGCCACGAUUUGAAGGAUGGAUGAGAGUGGCAGAGUCAACCUACAAAGAGAAGUUCCGGGGUUGGGUGGGAUUCAAUGUUCCUAUCUCUCAUAAGAUAACGGCAGGCUGUGACAUUUUACUGAUGCCGUCAAGGUUUGAACCAUGUGGGCUAAAUCAGCUGUAUGCCAUGAGAUAUGGAACUGUACCAGUGGUACAUGCCACUGGAGGACUUAGGGACACAGUAGAGAACUUCAACCCUUAUGCUAAUGAAGGCAGCGGCGAGGGUACUGGAUGGACCUUUUCUCCACUAACAAAAGAGAGCAUGUUGGUGGCCCUGAGAUUCGCCAUUAAGACAUACAGAGAACACAAAACUUCUUGGGCGGGACUGAUGAAGAGAGGGAUGGCGAAGGACUUCACGUGGGAGAAUGCGGCAAUGCAGUACGAGGAGGUCUUUAAGUGGGCCUUCACAGAUCCGCCUUAUGUCAGGUGAGGGGGUCUGAUCGCGGAGGAUCUGAAAGCCAGGAGAUAAACGUCGGACGCUGCAAAUCUUUAGCGUGUCAACUUGUCAAGGACCUGAUCUUUGGUCAAGCAGAGCUCGGAGAUGCGGAUGAUAGCUUUCCCUGCCCGCUUCCCUGUUGGGCACGAGUCUUUCGCUUCACUUCCGGAUGAUAAUAUUAUUCGGUUUUAGGCGGUACGGUUGUCCUGAAUCUUACUAAAUUCACCGUAAGUUGUUACCAUCCUUGUCAUUACCUAAAUGAAGAUGUGGUGGCAAAGAGCUUGCCACGUCAUUUUGUAAGCUACGUUUACUAUAAUUUUCCUUGUAAUUGAGGAGCAAGCAACGUUCUUUUUGUA